Messenger RNA from Coffea eugenioides, 901 nucleotides. Its product is annotated as probable glutamyl endopeptidase, chloroplastic. Bases 44 to 436 code for a protein of 130 amino acids. Lineage: Eukaryota; Viridiplantae; Streptophyta; Magnoliopsida; Gentianales; Rubiaceae. Gene Ontology annotation, biological process: proteolysis. The transcript is spliced from 3 exons. The record is from RefSeq and is a predicted model, not a curated record. Gene Ontology annotation, molecular function: serine-type endopeptidase activity.
UGAGGAUCGAACUCUUUGGGAGGCCACAACUACCUACGUUGAGAUGAGCCCAUUCAUGUCAGCCCAUAAAAUUAAGAAGCCCAUCUUGCUUAUUCAUGGCGAAGAGGACAACAAUCCUGGAACCUUAACAAUGCAGUCCGAUCGAUUUUUCAAUGCUUUGAAAGGACAUGGUGCACUUUCUCGUCUGGUUAUUCUUCCCUUUGAGAGUCAUGGCUAUGCUGCACGUGAAAGCAUAAUGCAUGUUCUCUGGGAGACUGACAGGUGGCUGCAAACAUAUUGUGUAUUGAAUAGUAGUGUUGAUUCUAAUACUUGUACAGACAACAUUAAAGGUACAGAGGGUUCAGAAAGCAAAGUCGUCGAUGCAGCUGAAGGAGUCAGAGAGCUAGAAGAUCAACAAAAGAUUACACUUUAUUACUCCCAAAGAUCAUCCUUGUGAACCCAUUAAAGCCUGUUAUUAAUGGAGUUCCGAGGUUGGAUGUCAAUCGGCAGGAAUAAAAGCAGCAACCUUGAUUUCAGAUUGUGGUUCGGGUCCCUGCCCUAAGAUCUGUACUCCAAGGUCAAUUUAUUUAAUAUCGCUGGGCAUGAUUCUACCCCUACGGUAAUACUUUUAGUUGUGAAUCGUGUUCGGAGAGCGUACAAGCUCUUCAUUUUUCUGUAUUUGGUUUUGCCCUGCUGGGGCUUGGAGCUGGAGCUGGGGAGCAUUCAAGGUAUUCGUGUUGCGCAAUAGCAGCAAUUUAUUCAACACCCAAACAUCAGGAGGCCGCUCUUGUAAAUUGACAUUUCAUUCUGAGGCAAUCCACAGGAUUGGUGGUGUAAAAUGAAUAAGUGUAACUAACUGCCAUUCAUUUCUGACAACCAUUAUCAGAAAGUUUAUGCAUUUAAACCAUCCAUCGGUUAAUUA